AUGCUUCCGGUCCGUGGCCCCACGUGCCAAUGCCCGUGUCAGCCUGGAGGUCAAACAGACGAGGAAAUGCGACGUGCCCCGCGAUCUUCACCGCGCCGCGGUGAGUCCACAGCGUGCGCUGCAGCUGGAGGCAGAGGGUGGUCGGGGCGCUGA
Auxenochlorella protothecoides is the source of this 153-nucleotide messenger RNA. RefSeq lists its product as hypothetical. The record is from RefSeq and is a predicted model, not a curated record. The coding region runs from base 1 to 153 and encodes 50 amino acids. The transcript has a single exon. NCBI's taxonomy places the organism in Eukaryota, Viridiplantae, Chlorophyta, Trebouxiophyceae, Chlorellales, Chlorellaceae.